AUGACAGAAAAAAAAAACAAAGGGAAGAAAAAAAGAAAAUGCAUUCGUCAAUCAGACGCCCACCAACCAACUAACCAACUCCCCUACCCAACGUGCCAAUGUUCUCCAUUAAUUGUUACCUUAGUUGUGUUCCCGAAUUGUGCGCCGUGUCCGACCCCCGUUUACCGUCCCUUCCCAGUCUGUGGUAUGUUUGGCAACUUCCGAGCGAACAAAAAUAAUCUUGGCGUGGGAUCCUGGCCAAAAAUUUCACCAACUUUUGCUCCCUUCGGACCAAACUCCAUUGCACCUGGGCCAGGCUCUCAAAGCGUAAUGGGGGAAUUCUGA
Molecule: messenger RNA, 324 nt
Organism: Colletotrichum costaricense
Lineage: Eukaryota; Fungi; Ascomycota; Sordariomycetes; Glomerellales; Glomerellaceae
Exons: 1
Coding region: 1-324 (107 amino acids)
Source: RefSeq, a predicted model, not a curated record